AUGAGAGGAAAAACUUUAAAUCCUUUCAAUGUUCAUUAUAGUGGUUACACCCGUUUAUCUGCCAACGAUGGAAAGUGGCAUCACAUCUGCGCAGCAUGGGAGAAUACCGCUGGAUCGUGGAAAUUGUUCAAGGAUGGUUAUUUGGGGGCUAAUGGUACAGGAUUAGCAAAAGGCCGAUUGAUCCGCGGAGGUGGACACCUUGUACUUGGACAGGAUCAAGACAAAUUGGGAGGAGACUUUGAAGAACAUCAAAGUUUCAUCGGUGAAAUGGCAGAUGUCAAUAUCUGGAAUCACAUGAUUUCAGACCAAGAAAUCAGGCGCAUGUCCAAAUCGUGCCUGACAGGGACGGGGAAUUUGUUUCAGUGGAGCGACUUCAAAUAUCACCGAAUGGGCUCGGUGCAGAUAGUUCAGCCUUCUUGCUUAAAUUGAAAUGCGUAAUGCUCUACUGAAGUUGAACUUUUAGUCGUAUUUAGUUAGUUUUAGGAUUGUUUCAUUAAGUU
Molecule: messenger RNA, 500 nt
Organism: Pocillopora verrucosa
Lineage: Eukaryota; Metazoa; Cnidaria; Anthozoa; Scleractinia; Pocilloporidae
Source: RefSeq, a predicted model, not a curated record